This is a messenger RNA of Musa acuminata AAA Group (dessert banana), 1229 nucleotides long. Its product is annotated as omega-amidase, chloroplastic-like. The transcript is spliced from 10 exons. Bases 1 to 1077 code for a protein of 358 amino acids. The record is from RefSeq and is a predicted model, not a curated record. Lineage: Eukaryota; Viridiplantae; Streptophyta; Magnoliopsida; Zingiberales; Musaceae. Gene Ontology annotation, biological process: L-glutamine metabolic process; oxaloacetate metabolic process. Gene Ontology annotation, molecular function: omega-amidase activity. Gene Ontology annotation, cellular component: mitochondrion.
AUGAGAGGUGCGUUCACCAUCCGUCCAUCCUCCGCCCCCCUGCUCACCGCCGGUCAACCCCUCCUCCGCCUUUCCCGUGGCACUAUCAAUCGGCCUAUUCCGGCGACCAGGCCACCGCCUUGUCUCCGACUGACCACUGCCCGUGCCGUAGGCUCCGCCUUCCAGCCCGAUGAGGCCACGGUUCCUGCCCCCCUCCCGCUCCCUGUUCCGCCUGUCUCGAAGUUUAAGAUCGCUCUAUGCCAGUUGUCUGUGACGCCGGAAAAGGAGAGGAACAUCGCCCGUGCUCGCAAAGCCAUAGAGGAGGCCGCCGGUAGGGGGGCGCAGCUUGUUCUUUUGCCGGAAAUAUGGAAUAGUCCGUUUUCAAAUGAUAACUUUCCAGUUUAUGCCGAGGAUAUCGAAGGUGUUGGUGAUGCAGCUCCAUCAUUUUCGAUGCUGUCUGAAGCUGCUCGCAGCCUGCAGAUUACUAUUAUUGGUGGAUCGAUUCCAGAACGUUCUGGUGAUCGUCUGUACAAUACGUGCUGUGUUUUUGGCACAGAUGGAAAGCUCCUGGGUAAACACAGAAAGAUACAUCUUUUUGACAUCGAUAUUCCUGGAGAGAUUACAUUCAAGGAAUCAAACACACUUACAGCUGGGAAACAUGCUACUAUAGUGGACACAGAUGUAGGGCGCAUUGGUAUAGGUAUUUGCCAUGACAUUCGCUUCCCGGAGCUAGCAAUGUUAUAUGCAGCAAGAGGUGCUCAUUUGCUAUGCUAUCCUGGGGCAUUUAACAUUUCCACUGGCUCCUUACUCUGGGAGUUGAUGCAAAGGGCAAGGGCUGCUGAUAAUCAGUUAUUUGUGGCUACCUGUUCCCCUGCUCGAGACACUAGUGCUUGUUACAUUGCCUGGGGUCAUUCCACACUUGUUGGACCUUUUGGAGAAGUGAUAGCAAUGGCAGGUCAUGAGGAGGCAAUCAUUGUAGAAGAGGUCGACUAUUCAUUAAUUGAACUCAGAAGGUCAAGCAUCCCAUUGAACCAGCAACGGCGUGGUGAUUUGUAUCGGUUAGUGGAUGUUCACAGGCUGAACUCUCACGGUCUGUAAAUGGUAAAUGCAAAAGCUAAUUUCUUUCUAUCAGAUUAAAACUGUGUACAAGACACUGGCACAAAUUAAAACCUGAGCUGUGUGGAACGAUGUAUUAACUAUGAAUGUUUCAAAAGAGAGUUGAAUCGAUGGUGUGUUCUUGACUCAUACAA